This is a messenger RNA of Paramacrobiotus metropolitanus, 1396 nucleotides long. RefSeq names its product pleckstrin homology-like domain family B member 1. The coding region runs from base 492 to 1049 and encodes 185 amino acids. Lineage: Eukaryota; Metazoa; Tardigrada; Eutardigrada; Parachela; Macrobiotidae. The transcript is spliced from 4 exons. The record is from RefSeq and is a predicted model, not a curated record.
AGUUCGUAUAUAAAAAUACAAAUGCACAACGCAUCUUGUCAUGCAGAUGUCAAACUGCUCUCUGUGCUUUCUUCUUCCUUUCCGGUUCGCUUUAUGAGUUACGAGGCAUUUCUGAUGCGGCGCGCGCGCGCAUUCUGCGUUAUGUAUCCAAUCCAUAUUCUGUAGGAUUUCAUUUUUUACCGGCGGAAGAAGAUACAGUAGCCUUUCCCAGGCAGUCAAAGUUCGAAACACAGCUCGGCAAUAUUUUUCAAUGUGAUUACAUGUCUUCUGUUAUAAGUUGGUAUUAACAUUUUAUGAAGAUGCAUUUGACGGGUGGUUCUUGACGGCGACAUUGCCAAGAAACUAUAUUUGGCUGAUGUCUUACAUCUAAAAAGAUACUCAUUUGCCUGAAAAUAAACUGGUAGGUGCUCAGCAUUUUCCGGCGUUGAUCAACUUGUGGAUCAGUCCGUAAUUCAUUAUAAUAUAUUGUAUCAUUCCAAAAUCUUCUCAUCAUGUCGACUAUGUUUGUGAAAUUUGAUAAAAAGGAGAAAAAGCCACGGAAGAAUGCCAAUUUAACCCAUGCAGCAUCCAAAGACAGAUCCCGUUCAUCAAGUGUAGCGUCACUCGACGUCCAUGCCAUCCCAAAGAACCACUCUCGUGUCAGCUUAUCCCACAUCCAUAGUUCAGAGUUCAAUUUGCGCGGCUAUCUGGAAUCCACGGGUGUCAAUGUGGACGCGUCAAAAAGCUAUGUCCGCGUGGAGGAUUCGACGAUUCGCGGCUACUUACAAAAGCUAAGUCAUCGCUGGAAAGUCUGGAACCGACGCUGGUUUGUUCUCGACUGGCGGGCCGGAACUUUGAUUUACUACAAGACCAAUAAAGAGCACGGCUCCGCCCAGGUUAUCCCAUUCCGUCACAUUAUGGGCGUUUCCACCGACUCUUCCUCCAGAUCAGAGCCCAAGUUCUGCUUGAAAACCACACAAAAGAGCUACGUCCUCAUGGCGCCCACAGCGGAAGUUCUGCGUAUAUGGCUGGAUUUUCUUAUGCUGGUUAUUGACAACAAAGACAAAUAAGUCUGCACCGCACAGCCGGCUGUCUGACUGCACAUUGUUCCCCGUGUAUAUUUUGGGAGUUUAUAUGGCCAAAAACAUAGCGUUAUCAACGUGGUGUCAGCAUUUAAAAAACACGAUUUGCAUAUUUUAAAAACUGGGCGAAAAAUCGUGCACAGCUUGUUCUGCUCUGUAGUGUUGAUUCCUGAACCGGAAAAUGUUCUAUUCCACUUUAAUACAACAGACAGUUUUCACUGUUUUGUGCGGCGUUUGACAAAAUAUGUUAUUGUUUCAUAAUGCAAGAUGUUCUGUUAGACCUUGGCAGUCGCUGUUUCUUAAUUGCAAUCUGUAAUAAACUACUUUUACUUUGA